AUGGCUGAUGGCAAGGUUGUGGAUCCCCCACCCGCAGACGAACCUGUGGCCAUGGACCAGGAGCCAGGGGUAUGGUACGAGGAUCCCGAGCCAAUGGCCGAGGAGGUUGAACAGGAGCCGGAGCCCAUGGAUCAAGACCCGGAUGAGGACGGAGAGGUUGCUGAGCUAGGAUCUGAUGAGGAGGUAGUGUCCGAGGAGGAGUUAGAUCUGUAUUUGGACCUGGAGCUUGAGAUAGACUCAGAGGAUGAGUGGGCUGCAGCGCAGGAGAUGGAGUCCGAGGAGUCUGAGCCCCCUGAGAGUUCUUCAGGGGAGUCGUCGGGGGAUAUACCCAAGAACAUAACAGGUUGCACAAACCUUAUUGGCAUUGGGUUGCAGAGUAACCGACUGACUGGACAAGUUCCUAGAGAGCGCGGUAGGCUGUUGAAGCUUCAGCGUCUCGUUUUAAUGGUGAACAAUUUGUCAGGAAGCAUACCUCCAAGCAUUGGCAACUUAUCAUCACUCGAGGAUCUUUAUCUCACUUAUAACUACUUAAGUGGGAGCAUUCCUGGGGCUCUUGGCCAACUAGCCAAACCAGACACUUACUUUGGGAUUCAACAUGCUUUCCGUCUUUCAGGUACAAUCCCAUUUGACCUGAAAAAUCUUCGAAAUCUUACGUAUUUGAAUCUCUCGGACAACAAGUUGUCCGGGGUAAUUCCAUCCUUUUUGCACAAUCUAAGCAAAUUGAUUUAUCUGUAUCUUGCUGGGAAUAACUUUCAAGGGCGCAUUCCUUCGCAUCUAGAUAAGCGUCAAAGAUUGAUGUCGCUUGAUCUUUCUAGUAACAAUCUCAGCGGUUCCGUAAUCCCGGUGGUCACAAGUCUCUUCUUUUUGAACUUACCCCACAACCUUCUGACUGGGGCCCUUCCCAAGGAAAUAGGAGAAAUGAAGAACUUAAAUUAUAUGGACUUGUCAGGUAACAUGUUAGAUGGUGAGAUACCAAGCAGUCUGGGAAAUUGCGAUGUACUCGUACUAUUAAGAUUGCAGGACAACCUCUUCGAAGGGUCCAUUCCUCAAUCCAUUAGUUCAUUAAGAGGCAUCAAAGUACUUGAUCUUUCAUGCAAUAAUUUAUCUGGUGGGAUUCCAAGGUUCUUCGAGGCAUUUGAUUUGGAAUAUGCAAAUUUUUCUUUUAACAAUUUUGAGGGCUCUCUACCCACUGAAGGAGUCUUUCAGAAUGCUAGUGCCGCAUUUGUCAUAGGAAACGAGAUGCUCUGUGGAGGAAUUCCUGAAUUUCAUCUCCCUGAGUGCAUCUCCGGAAACUCCAAGAGCAAGCGGCUAGUCCAUAUACUGAUACUUUCCAUCUCUAUCCCUUUUGGGCUUCUGGGAAUAGCUCUUCUUCUUGCUUUUUUGUACUCAUGUUGGUUGAAGGAGAAAAAAAAAGAGCCUAUUUCGAGCCCCGUAGGUGGUACAUGGCAGAAUCUAUCUUAUGGAAUUCUCCUUAAAGCAACAAAUGGAUUUUCUUCAACUAAUUUGAUUGGUAUCGGUAGUUUUGGGUCUGUUUACAAGGGUACACUCGAGAAUGGAACGGUUGUCGCUGUGAAAGUGCUGAAUUUAACGCGCCGUGAUGCAUUGAAGAGUUUCAUGGCUGAAUGCAAGGCUCUAAAGCACAUUAGACACCGGAAUCUUUUGAAAAUAUUAUCAGUAUGCUCAAGCAUUGAUUAUUACGGUAAUGAGUUUAAGCUUUAG
Messenger RNA from Syzygium oleosum, 1719 nucleotides. RefSeq names its product probable LRR receptor-like serine/threonine-protein kinase At3g47570. Gene Ontology annotation, biological process: protein phosphorylation; hormone-mediated signaling pathway. The record is from RefSeq and is a predicted model, not a curated record. Bases 1 to 1719 code for a protein of 572 amino acids. Gene Ontology annotation, cellular component: plasma membrane. Gene Ontology annotation, molecular function: protein kinase activity; protein binding; ATP binding. The transcript is spliced from 3 exons. Lineage: Eukaryota; Viridiplantae; Streptophyta; Magnoliopsida; Myrtales; Myrtaceae.